AUGCGUACCUUGGCUCUCUACACUAUCGUUCUUGCACCUUUCUUAGCGAUUUGUCUCGCUUUCGGCAUACCGGAUAACACUACGAGUAUUAUCAACAUUGCCACCCGUGACGAAGGCGCUCAUCACAUCUCCCCGGGCGCCAUAGCUGGUAGGUCUCUGUCACUUGACCAUUUGCCGCCAUCUGACCACCUCUUAGGCGUCGUUGUUGGCUGCUUAGCUCUAACCACCAUGUUCUCAUGCUGUAUGUGGCGUCGUAACCGCUGGCAACCACCCAGCGUAUCUCGCAAAUCAUAUCCUGCUUCACCAACUCUUUCGCCGUAUCUACCACGAUACCGAGAGUCGCAGUACAACUAUCCCCAGUACCACUAUAAACCCUCAGCUCCACCUCAGUAUAACUACAGCUCCCUGCCUCCUACAGUGGCUCUACCGCCCGCGGUGUAUCUACCAGUAGCGGAGGCAGGUUCAGGUUACUAUGCGCCCAGGAGCAGUGGUCGUUAUUCUCCACCGCCACCGAACUAUGGGAACGGUAGAAAGACAGUGCGGUUUGGAGAAGUGGGCGUGCGGCGAUACUAG
Molecule: messenger RNA, 573 nt
Organism: Cryptococcus amylolentus CBS 6039
Lineage: Eukaryota; Fungi; Basidiomycota; Tremellomycetes; Tremellales; Cryptococcaceae
Exons: 1
Coding region: 1-573 (190 amino acids)
Source: RefSeq, a predicted model, not a curated record